UGGCCUCACCCCCGCGGCUCGGCCGAUUGGCUGAAGGUGUCGCCUCCCCCGCCCUCCGCACCCCAGCGUCCCAGGUGACUCGGUCCCCAGUGGCGAUCUCUGUUUACCGAGAGAGCCGGCCCAGGUGGGGCUCCAUCCCGGCGCUCCGCGCUCGCUCCCCGCUGGGGCCCCGCCCGCGCAGCAAGCGGGGAGAACACCUGGCCCGAGCUGCUCCUCGCCCUUCCCCUCCCCCGCCGCCCGGAGAGACGGCGAUGACCCCCAAGCCGGCCGGACCCCCGGACGGGGGCUGGGGCUGGGUGGUGGCGGCCGCAGCCUUCGCGGUGAACGGGCUCUCCUACGGGCUGUUGCGCUCCCUGGGCCUUGCCCUCCCUGACCUCGCGGAGCACUUUGACCGGAACACUCAGGACACUGCGUGGGUCAGCGCCCUGGCCCUGGCGGUGCAGCAGGCAGCCAGCCCAGUGGGCAGCGCUCUGAGCACCCGCUGGGGGGCGCGCCCCGUGGUGAUGGUCGGGGGCGUCCUCACCUCGUUGGGCUUCGUCUUCUCGGCUUUCGCCCGCAGUCUGCUGCACCUCUACCUCGGCCUGGGCGUCCUUGCUGGCUCUGGCUGGGCCCUGGUGUUCGCCCCGGCCCUCGGGACGCUGUCCCGGUACUUCUCCCGCCGUCGAGUCUUGGCUGUGGGGCUGGCGCUCACGGGCAACGGGGCCUCCUCGCUGCUCCUGGCGCCCACCCUGCAGCUCCUCCUUGAUACUUACGGCUGGCGGGGCGCCCUGCUCCUCCUUAGCGCCGUUACCCUCCAUCUGGCCCCCUGUGGCGCCCUGCUGCGACCCCUGGUGCUCCCUGGCGACCCCCCGGCGCGACCCCGCGGGCCCUUGGCUGCAUUCGGCCUGGAUCUCUUCGCGCGCCGGGCCUUCCUAGUCUUUGCUCUGGGCACAGCCCUGGUCGGGGGCGGGUACUUCGUCCCCUAUGUGCACUUGGCCCCCCACGCUUUGGACCGGGGCUUGGGAGGGUAUGGAGCGGCGCUGGUGGUGGCGGUGGCUGCGGUGGGGGAUGCGGGUGCGCGACUCGUCAGCGGCUGGCUGGCCGACCAAGGCUGGGUGCCCCUCUCGCGGCUGCUGGCGGGGUUCGGGGCCCUGACGGGGCUGGGGCUUCUGGCAGUGGGGCUGGCGCCCUUGCUGGGGAGCCCGGAGGGUUGCGAGGGGCCCCUGCUGGCCGCGGCGGGGGCCUACGGGCUCAGCGCGGGAAGUUACGCACCCCUGGUUUUCGGUGUGCUCCCUGGGCUGGUGGGCCUCGGAGGCGUCGUGCAGGCCACAGGGCUGGUGAUGAUGCUGAUGAGUCUUGGGGGGCUUCUGGGCCCCCCGCUGUCAGGCUUCCUAAGGGACAAGACGGGAGACUUCACGGCCUCCUUCCUCACCUGCGGCUCUUUCAUCCUCUCUGGCAGCUUCAUCUACCUGGGGCUGCCAGGGGCGCUGCCCUCCUGCCCACCAGCCUCCCUGCCAGCCUCCCAGCAGGCCACCUCUCCUCCCCCUGAGAGGGGGGAACUGCUCCCCACUACUCAAGUUGCUCUGCUUUCCCCAGGAGGCUCUCAAUCCACUCGGGACACCACUUGUUGACCAUUUGUUUGAGCCACUCCCCCAAUAAAGAAUUUCUACCCAGUU
Messenger RNA from Canis lupus familiaris (dog), 1655 nucleotides. It is a transcript of the gene SLC16A11, whose product is annotated as solute carrier family 16 member 11. The transcript is spliced from 5 exons. The record is from RefSeq and is a predicted model, not a curated record. Gene Ontology annotation, biological process: monocarboxylic acid transport; transmembrane transport. Gene Ontology annotation, molecular function: monocarboxylic acid transmembrane transporter activity. Bases 252 to 1610 code for a protein of 452 amino acids. Lineage: Eukaryota; Metazoa; Chordata; Mammalia; Carnivora; Canidae.